Molecule: messenger RNA, 711 nt
Organism: Paramisgurnus dabryanus
Lineage: Eukaryota; Metazoa; Chordata; Actinopteri; Cypriniformes; Cobitidae
Gene: oxt
Product: oxytocin
Cellular component (GO): secretory granule; extracellular region
Molecular function (GO): neurohypophyseal hormone activity
Source: RefSeq, a predicted model, not a curated record
AAAAGACUCCUACUGUGUGGCAUAGACGUCAAUAUUGUUUCUUUAAAGCUGAAUGGCUCUGUUAUCUCUCAGUAUGUCUGCAGGUCUGUUAUCAGUCUUCUGUCUGCUGUCGCUCAGCUCAGCCUGUUACAUCUCUAACUGCCCCAUCGGUGGCAAACGGGCCAUACAGGAUCUGCCCCCUCGACAGUGUAUGUCCUGUGGUCCUGAUGAUCGCGGACGCUGCUUUGGUCCCAGUAUUUGCUGUGGUGAUGGGAUGGGCUGUUUGAUGGGCUCUCCAGAGACUCUUCAUUGUCUAGAAGAAGAUUUCUUGCCUUCUCCGUGUGAGACCGGAGGAAAAGUGUGCGGUUAUGAAGGACGCUGCGCUGCUUCGGGUGUCUGCUGUGACUCUGACGGCUGUAGCAUUGAUCAGUCAUGUGUCUACAGCGAUGGUGACGGUACGACCGUCAAUCAUUCAGAUCUCUUACUGAAGCUCCUACACCUGUCAAACCACGCCCAUCCCUACAGACUCCACCAAUGAUGUAUUUGUACAGAAAUGACAUCAUCUCAGGAGGACCAACCAGAACGAUUCUUGAAGACCACCGACCUUUCGUAAAAUAAACUUUGUAUUGCCAAUAGAUGAUGUAUUUGGCUAUAACACAUACGAGCAGAUAUGAUCAGUAAUAUAUUCGAGACUGACUGUAAAUCUGUGCAGAUAUUAAAAGUCUGACUGGA